Molecule: messenger RNA, 693 nt
Organism: Hermetia illucens (black soldier fly)
Lineage: Eukaryota; Metazoa; Arthropoda; Insecta; Diptera; Stratiomyidae
Exons: 1
Coding region: 1-693 (230 amino acids)
Source: RefSeq, a predicted model, not a curated record
AUGCAGUACUUGAAAACACAUGUUCAAGGUGAUGCUGCAAGAGUCAUUCAACAUCUCGAUGUGAACAACGAAAAUUACGAGGCAGCAAGGCACAUGUUGCGAGAACGAUAUGACAACAAGCGAGCCAUGGCAUGGAAUUACUUGCACAAGUUCCACAACUUGCCAAUGGCAAAGGAAGAUUCUGAUUCCUGUACCAAACGAGUAAUGGACACCACCGCAGAGUUCAUCGCUAAUAUGAACAGUAUCGACCUCAACACUAAACAUUGCGACUUAUUGGUCAUUCUCGAAACAACUCAGAAAUUGGACCAACAAUCUCGACGAUUAUGGGAAGCAUCACUGGGUGCUAACGCAGAGUUAUCCACCUUGAAAUCGUUUUUGGAGUUCCUGACGAGUUGGUUCAGGACACUCGAGGCGUUGAAAAUUCCUCGGAAAACUUCUAAGGUUGACUCACUGACGACUACAACGACAAAGGCAUGCAGCAUUUUCACCAAGGUCCACUACGUGAAUCAGUGCGACAAGUUCAGAGAGAUGGACGAGCAACAACGGAAAAAUAAAGCAAGGAAACAAAACUUGUGCUUUAACUGCUUGAGGAAGGAACAUGGCGUCAACCAAUGCCCCUCGAGUGGCAGUUGCCGGACAUGUUCGAAGAAGCACAAUUCGUUUCUACAUAACGGUGAAAUAACAAGCUUUUAA